This is a messenger RNA of Paramecium pentaurelia, 2047 nucleotides long. The record is from the annotation of a GenBank genome assembly. NCBI's taxonomy places the organism in Eukaryota, Ciliophora, Oligohymenophorea, Peniculida, Parameciidae.
AUGAAAAUUAAGAAGAAGUAUGAAUCAUAGAGAGUUACAGAGUUAGGGGAACACAUUUUGAAAACUUAAAAUACUAUGUUAGCAGCUAAAAUUGAUCAAUUAAAGAAGGAAAUUUAAAAUAUGAAAUCUGUAUACAACAACCCAAUAUAUCUAGUUUCUAGUUACCAGAAUAGACAGAGCGAGAGCUGAUUUAAUCAGAAGAACUAAUUUAUUAUAAAAAACUGAGUAAUUAACUUUCUCGAAGAAUAAGAAUCAUUAUGGCUUAUAAUGAGGAGGCAAUUCAAAAAAAAGUUGCCCAAGAAGAUAUAUAAGAAGAGAAAUUCGAAUGUCUUUGUGGUGCUAAUUAGAUUGAUUCUAUAAAAUAUUUACUUGUAAAUGGUCAUCAAUAAAUAUUGUAAUAAUAAUAAUAAGAGAUUCAACAACCAGAAGAAAAUAAUUAAUAAACUCAAUCUAAUCAAAAGUAAAAAUUACUUAAAUAAUUAGAGAUUAUAUAAAGAAAUUAAUUUAGGAAUCUUCAGAAGAGAAGGCUCAAUUACUCCAUUAAAUAGAAGAAUUAAAAUUAUAAUAGAAGUUGUCUGAAGAACAAUUCUUUCAAACAUAGUUAUUUGCAGAAUUAGUAUAAUAAAAUAAUUAUUUAACAACUACUCUAUUCAAUAUUGAGGAAUAAUUGAUAUAGGUAAUUUUAAUAAUAAAUGUAGUCUUAAUUAGCCAAUAAAGAACAACUAGAGAAAAAUCAAUAAUAACUGUAAUAAUGUCAAUUAGAAUGUGAAUAAAAAAUAAAAGAUUUGUUUUCAUAGCAAGAUAUAAUAAAAAUAGAAAUAAAAUAGAAUGAUGAUUAGAUAUAGAAUACUUUAAUAGAAGAAUUGAAAUCAUAAGUAGAAAAUUAAUCAAAAAUGAUUGAGGAUUUAAAGAUAGAAUUAUAAUAAUGUAGAGAACGUAAUAAAGAAGCACAUAAUUAAUUGGUCGAAGCAAUAAAUUAGAAAUAAACAUUAUUGAAUUAAAAUAAUGAUUUGAAAUAAUAUAUUAGUGUUCAUAAGAUAUUAUCAAAAGAUGAGAAAAUAGAAUAAGUAACUUUAAGAUAUGAGAAACACAAAUAAUUAUUAUAUGAAAUUGAAUAAGAAUAUGCUAAUACAAAAUCUAAUGAAUUUAUUUAAAGAUUUAGAGAAUUUGUUGGAUAUGUAAAGAUGAGAGAUGAAAAAGUUAAAGGAUUGGAAUAAUAAUUAGAUACAAAGUCAAAUGAUUAUAAUAAUAUUAAGAAGGUAAAUAAUUAUUAUAAUAAUAUUUAAGUAAAUACAAUAAUUAAUUGAUGAAUUAGAUUAUAAUUCAAAUUCUUUUAAUUCAAUAAAUGAAACAAAUAAGAAUUUAAAUAAACUUGUAAAUGAAACAUAAAAGAAUUUAAGCAGAGCUAUGUAAGAGAAGGUGGAUGAACGAAUAAAAUUUGAAACAGAAAGAUAAGUAAGUAUAAUCAAUUAUGAAAUUAAUAGCAUUUUUUAUAAAAAAUAUAAUAAGCUGAUGAUACUAUUAAAUAAUUAUAAUAAUAAAAUGAUUAAUAAAAAAAACUAAUAAAUUUAUUUGAAAUUGAAAGAACAAGCUAUAAAGAAACUAUUAGAAUGUUAUAAAAAUCAGAUGGUGAAAGUUAAUAAAAACUAUUAUAAAAAGAAUGGGAUGUUAGUAAAAUUUCAGAAGAAAGUAAAAUUAUAUAAGAAAGAGAGAAAUUAAGUGAGUCAAUUAAUAUAAAAUUUAUAAAAAAGGCAGAAAAAUCAAAAAGCAAAUUAAAAUAUUUAAAAUUAUAAAUGAAAUUGUAUUUAUAUUAUUUUAUUUUUUAGAGAAUCAAAAGAUAAUGAUAAUGAAUUAUUAACAUCAUUAAAAAUGAUGGUAGAUUGUUAAUAAUGUAAAAAAAGAGUAAAAUAAGUUAUUUUAAUGAAAUGUUUACAUAUGUUUUGUAAACCUUGUAUUGAUGACAAUUAAAAAAAUCGAAAUAGAGCAUGUCCUGUUUGUAGAGCAAAGUAUGGAAUUGAAGAGGUGAAAGCUAUAAUAUUAAAUUGAG